GUGACAGCAGACCUUCAGCUCAGAGCAGAGAGGAAAUGAACCCAGAAAACUGCUUCUUCUUCUUACUGCGCACUGUGUGGACUUGACUCAGCUGGUCCAGCGGAUUCCCUGCAGCAGCAGCAGCAGCAGCUCUGCUCCGCUCGGACCGACAGACGGACGGACGAUCGGUCACCGGACAGACCGGGUAUCUGCUGUACAGCCGCGGACCUGAUUGAAGACUGCAGGACACACACAGGCCGAUAAUGAUGAUGACGGAGAAUAUGGAGCAGAGUGAUGAUGUCAGCGUCCUGCACGCCCAUGAGGUGGAGCCCCCCAGAGAGGAGGACGGACACUGCCCCCUGCCCUUCAGGCUGCAGCUGAUCGACGACCUGUCCUACGAAGACGUGAAGAAGUGUUACAGAGGAUCAACUGUCAGCAAAUACAACUCUCAGUACCACAAACUGUUCCAGACGGUUCCUAAAGAGGAGAUCCUGAUGAAAGUGUAUUCGUGUGCGUUGUUACGAGACAUCCUGCUGCAGGGACGACUCUACAUCUCCAGGAACUGGCUGUGUUUCUACGCCAACCUGUUUGGUAAAGACAUCAAGGUGUGUAUACCUGUGGUGUCAGUUCGGCUGGUGAAGAAACACAAGACGGCAGGUCUGGUGCCAAACGGCCUGGCUAUCACCAUGGAUACAGCUCAGAAGUACGUGUUUGUGUCCCUGCUGUCCAGAGACAGUGUCUAUGACGUCCUCAGGAGGAUCUGCACUCACCUGCAGGUGAACGGGAAGAGUCUGAGUCUGAAGCAGUACCUGGAGGAGCCCAGCUCUCUGUCCAUGGAUGAGUUUCCAGAGGUGUUGAAGUGGAGGAGGAAGCCCUCGCUCCCCGCCGUCUCAUCCUCGCUCCCUGACUUGCUGGGAAACUCCGCCCCCAGCCUCGCCUCAGAAACAGCCUUCAGCACGCACACACUCACAGACAGCAGUUUGGAAACACAGAAGAUCCUGCUGACAGAACCAGUACCAGAACUGGGUCACAUGGAGUACCAGCUGCUGAAACUCUUCAUCUUGCUUGUCUUCCUGUUGGUCCUGUCGUCCUGCUAUCUGGCCUUCAGAGUUUGUCGUCUGGAGCAGCAGCUUAGCUUCCUGAGCAGCCAACCAACACUGAGAGAGAGGUGUGGAGAGGUGCCCUGCUGGCUCGCCAAUCAGAGGACAGGAACCUGACCCUGAAGUCUGCGGUGAAAUACAGAAGACACCUGCACUUACAUAGACUUCCCAUCAGGGGGCGGCGGUGAGCAGAGACAGACGACUGUAGCAGCCGUCAGCAGCUAAACUCUGACCCCGCCACGACCUGGUUACCAUAGAGACGUCACAAUAGUAACAGAAACUGUAGACUGACCUUUGGCCUCUGAGGACGAGGCAAUGGAGGGGACACGCAGAGGUCGCGUAGAGAUCGUGAGGCUGAAGGGACGACGACAUGCUGUAACAUAACAGACAGAUUUUAAUGUGAAGCAGACUGAAAACAAUGGUGUGUGUGUGUGUGUGUGUACAUAGACUGUAUGGACUAACACACACUCUGACUCUGAGGUCUGUUAGUAGUUCAGGUUAAACAUGUUUUCAUACAGACACUGUUGGAUGUGAUGAAACGGUCGUUAGAGUCGGGAGAAGCUGCCGGUUCCUGAGGUGUUUCUCCUCAUUCUCUUUUCACAGAACAAAUAUUGCCUUUAAAAGGUCCAGUGUGUAGGAUUUAGGGGGAUAUAUUGGCAGAAAUAUAAUAUAAUAAAUAUGUUUUUCUUUGGUGUAUAAUCGCCUGACAAUAAGAAUCAUUGUGUUUUCAUUACCUUAGAAUGAGACGUUUAUAUCUGCACAGGGAGUGGGUCCUUGUCUACGGAGAUCACCAUGUUACAGCGCCAUGUUUCUACAGUAGCCCAGAACAGAUAAAUCAAACACUGGCUCUAGAUAAGGACAUUGGCGUUUCUGCGUCAGCCACAGUAGUUAGAAGACCCUUCACAACAAGAGGGUCAGAAUAACACUGAUUUUCAGACCAAAACUCAGUAAACGUUAUUUAAAAAAUCCAGAACACUCAUGUGUUGAGAAACAUUUAAGUUACUGAUUGAAGAAAAUGUUCAAAUGCACAUUUAUGAUGGUGAAACCUGGGGAACCUGCAGCUCAGCCCACGUCACUGCUCUGUAGCCGUUUGUGUUUUCUGCCAUUUUCAUUCAUAUAUCAACUGACUGAUGUUUUUAUAAACGGUUAUUAUUACAAGUCACAGAUUUCUUUUUUUCGAUCUACAAAGUGCCAGAAUUCACAAUGUCAUCUGUAAAAACACAAACUGAUCAAUAUCAAUAAAGGUUCAUUAAAGGUCCAGUGUGUAGGAUUUAAGGGGGAUAUAAUGGUGGAAAUGGAAUAUAUUAUAACAAGUAUGUUUUCUUAAGUGUAUAAUCACCUGAAAAUAAGAAUCGUUGUGUUUUUGUUACCAUAGAAUGAGUGUUAAUAUCUACAUAAGGAGCUGGUCCUCGUCUACAGAGGUCACCAUGUUUCUACUGUAGCCCAGAACAGACAAACCAAACACUGCAGGGACAUUCAUGCUUUCACGUUUUUUAGCCACUGUAGUAAGAAGGCCCUACACAAUGACACGUUUCUUAAUGUGAAACUGCUUUAAUUUGUGUUUUUAACAGUUUAAAUCACCUGGUCUUUUGUUUUGGAGAGGAAGAGACCUCUGUGGAUAAUUUGUCUCCCAGUAAGAACCUUGUGAACAAUUGGGAAAUUUUAGCUGGUUGCAAUCUGCAGUCCUCACUAAAUCCCCCUAAAUCUCACACGCUGUUCCUUUAAAUAAAGUCUUGAUUGCUGCCUUAAACUUACAAUGUAGCCUCUGAUAUCGUUUUUAAUAUCAUGUUCAUGUAGAGAAGUUGCUUCCUACUUAAGACUGAAUGUUACUGUAAAAGAGUAAAUCUAUCACUUCCCUUAAAUGUGAAUCUGAAUUCUUCUGCAACUUUCGAAUGAUUUUGUUAAAAAAAAAAAAAAAAAAUUUUAGUGCCAAAUCUGUGAAAUGAUGUGUUUGUAUGAGAAGAUAAAGAGACUCACCU
Messenger RNA from Epinephelus moara (kelp grouper), 3058 nucleotides. Its product is annotated as GRAM domain-containing protein 2A. The record is from RefSeq and is a predicted model, not a curated record. Gene Ontology annotation, molecular function: phosphatidylinositol-4,5-bisphosphate binding. Gene Ontology annotation, biological process: regulation of store-operated calcium entry. Gene Ontology annotation, cellular component: extrinsic component of cytoplasmic side of plasma membrane; endoplasmic reticulum membrane; organelle membrane contact site. NCBI's taxonomy places the organism in Eukaryota, Metazoa, Chordata, Actinopteri, Perciformes, Serranidae. The transcript has 13 exons. Bases 243 to 1196 code for a protein of 317 amino acids.